Messenger RNA from Spathaspora passalidarum NRRL Y-27907, 681 nucleotides. RefSeq lists its product as uncharacterized. The coding region runs from base 67 to 678 and encodes 203 amino acids. The transcript has a single exon. The record is from RefSeq and is a predicted model, not a curated record. NCBI's taxonomy places the organism in Eukaryota, Fungi, Ascomycota, Pichiomycetes, Serinales, Debaryomycetaceae.
AAUUUUGUAACAUUAUCAAACCUUCACUAUUUCCCAGGAGCAAACUUAAAAUAAAAUCUUGAUUUUAUGGAUUGCCUAACACACAACAAUAUGAUUGCUGAAAACAGACAAUAUUCGUUCGAUUCACAGCGAGUAUCUUCACCUGAAAUUGAUUCAUCAAGUUGUUCAUUACAUCGAUCUGUUGAUAGUUCUAUGUUUACAAGUCAUGAGCUGUUUCUGCAACAACAGUUUCAUGGAAUGGAAAGUUGGAAUUACGAAAAUUCAAAUCUAGUUGGAUCAAAUAGCAACAAUAACUUAUGCGACCAAUUACAAAUUGAAACCUGCGAUGAAUCAACGCUUGAUUCAGAACCGACUCCCACCUGGGAUAAACAUACCACAACCUACAGAACUCAAGACAAUACGCUAAAAUUGCAAAUUUGGAUAGACGACAAUAAAUUAAGUUUCAAAUUACGAAAAGACCGUUUGGAAAGUACAACCGAAUUGGUCAAUGUGAUAUUAUUCAAGUUAAAGGUUAAGCUUAAUAUGUACCCUGACCGUUUACAAAUUACAUUUAAAGAUCAAUCGUUAAAUCCAAUUUCAUUAUUUGAACAUGGAGAAACUCAGACACCCGAGUUGCUACUCGAAUAUAUUCAGUUAAAGAAAACUAUAUAUAUUCGUGCAAUUAAGCAGGAGGGAUAAAGU